UUCAUCCGCAAGUAACACAAUUUAGUGGUAUUUUCUGGUUAUUUGCUUGACUUUGUAACUCAUAUUUUUAAAGUUUCGACAGACUUUAGAAUUUUGAAAUAGGCAAUUUAAACGUUUAUGUUUUAUUUUGAAAAUUUAUCUCCCAAAAUUUCUGGAACUACUUUUUGUUGAAAUUUACAGUACUAGUCACCAUGUUGGGUGGCACUGGUUGGUACGAAGUGGUAGAUGUCGCUGGUUAUAACACUUGGUUUGAACCAUCGGAAUAGUUUAAUUGAUCACAGAAAAAGAAGAUAUUAAAAAUGACACAGAUACUUCCAAUUCGGUUUCAGGAGCAUUUACAGCUUGCUAAUAUUGGUAUCAAUGCUGCCAAUAUUGGAUUCAACACCCUCACCAUGGAGUCUGACAAGUACAUUUGUGUACGUGAGAAGGUUGGAGAUUCUGCUCAGGUCGUCAUCAUCGAUACAAACAACCCAACAAAUCCCAUUCGAAGGCCCAUUUCUGCUGAUUCAGCCAUCAUGAAUCCUGCUUCUAAGGUUAUUGCCUUAAAAGCCAUGAGAACUCUUCAAAUAUUUAACAUUGAAAUGAAGAGUAAGAUGAAAGCCCAUACCAUGAAUGAAGAUGUUAUAUUUUGGAAGUGGAUCAGUUUAAACACAGUUGCCUUAGUGACAGAAACAGCUGUCUUUCAUUGGAGCAUGGAAGGCGAUUCCCAACCAGUGAAGAUAUUUGACAGACAUUCCAGUUUAAGUGGUUGUCAGAUAAUCAAUUACCGAACAGAUCAUAAACAACAGUGGUUAUUGCUUAUAGGAAUCUCUGCUCAGCAAAACAGGGUAAUAGGAGCAAUGCAGUUGUAUUCAGUUGAAAGAAAAGUAAGUCAACCAAUUGAAGGCCAUGCAGCUGCUUUUGCUCAGUUCAAAAUGGAAGGGAAUCCUGAACAGUCAACUCUUUUCUCAUUUGCAGUCAGGUCAGCUCAGGGAGGAAAGCUUCAUAUAAUUGAAGUUGGUCAACCCCCAGCAGGGAAUCAGCCUUAUUCAAAGAAAGCCGUUGAUGUCUUUUUCCCUCCAGAAGCUCAGAAUGACUUUCCUGUAGCCAUGCAAAUUAGUCCGAAGCAUGAUGUAAUUUAUCUCAUUACUAAGUAUGGCUACAUACACCUGUAUGACAUAGAAAGCGGUAUUUGUAUCUACAUGAACCGCAUCAGUGCUGAUACCAUUUUUGUCACGGCCCCUCACGAACCUUCAUCUGGAAUAAUUGGUGUUAACAGGAAAGGCCAAGUCCUGUCAGUCAGUGUGGAGGAAGAAAACAUUAUUUCAUACAUCACUAAUGUCUUACAAAACCCAGAUCUUGCAUUACGAAUGGCUGUCAGGAACAACCUUGCUGGGGCAGAAGACCUGUUUGUCAGGAAAUUCAACACGUUGUUCGGGAGUGGACAAUAUUCCGAAGCUGCAAAAGUUGCUGCUAAUGCUCCAAAGGGUAUAUUGCGUACGCCUCAAACGAUCCAACGGUUCCAGCAAGUUCCUACGCAGCCUGGUCAGACAUCGCCUCUUCUUCAAUAUUUUGGAAUCCUUCUGGACCAAGGCCAGUUGAACAAGUUUGAAUCCCUAGAACUGUGUCGCCCAGUCUUACAGCAAGGAAGAAAGCAACUCUUGGAAAAGUGGUUGAAAGAUGACAAGGUGGAAUGUAGCGAAGAAUUGGGAGACUUGGUGAAGCAAGUAGAUCCAACUCUGGCUCUUUCUGUGUACUUAAGAGCAAAUGUUCCAAACAAGGUUAUCCAGUGUUUUGCAGAAACUGGCCAGUUUCAAAAAAUAGUUCUUUAUGCCAAAAAAGUUGGGUACACUCCAGAUUACACUACUUUGCUGAGGCAGGUGAUGCGAAUUAAUCCCGACCAGGGAGCCUCGUUUUCACAGAUGCUGGUUCAAGAUAAUGAAUCCCUUGCAGAUAUUAACCAAAUUGUAGAUGUGUUCAUGGAAUUCAACCUUGUGCAACAGUGUACCUCGUUCCUUCUGGAUGCUUUGAAAAACAACCGACCCUCCGAAGGACCCCUCCAAACUAGACUGCUAGAAAUGAACCUUAUGACUGCCCCACAAGUUGCUGAUGCCAUUCUUGGGAAUCAGAUGUUCACCCAUUAUGAUCGUUCCAACAUUGCCCAGUUGUGUGAAAAAGCCGGACUCUUACAGAGGGCUCUGGAACACUAUACAGACCUUUAUGACAUCAAACGAGCUAUUGUUCACACGCACCUGCUUAAUCCCGAGUGGCUGGUGAAUUAUUUUGGCUCGCUGUCUGUAGAAGACUCUCUUGAAUGUCUGAAGGCCAUGCUUACUCAUAACAUUCGACAGAACCUGCAAAUUUCCGUACAGGUGGCGACAAAAUACCACGAGCAGCUGUCCACCACUGCCCUCAUUGAUCUUUUUGAAUCGUUCAAGAGCUAUGAAGGUCUCUUCUACUUCCUUGGAUCCAUCGUAAACUUCAGUCAAGAUCCGGAAGUCCACUUUAAAUAUAUUCAGGCUGCAUGUAAGACUGGACAGAUUAAAGAGGUGGAAAGAAUUUGUAGAGAAAGUAACUGUUACAAUCCUGAUCGUGUGAAGAACUUCUUAAAGGAAGCCAAGCUUACCGACCAACUGCCACUCAUCAUUGUCUGUGACCGUUUUGACUUUGUCCACGAUCUUGUGUUAUACCUGUAUCGCAACAACCUCCAGAAGUACAUUGAAAUUUAUGUUGCAAAGGUCAACCCAUCCAGACUCCCUGUAGUAGUGGGAGGAUUGUUAGAUGUUGACUGUUCAGAAGAUGUCAUUAAGUCGCUCAUCAUGAAUGUGAAGGGUCAGUUCUCCACCGAUGAACUGGUAGAAGAAGUAGAGAAACGGAAUCGACUCAAGCUGUUGUUGCCUUGGCUGGAAAUGAGAAUACACGAGGGUAUCAUUGAAUCUGCAACUCAUAAUGCCAUGGCUAAAAUUUAUAUUGACUCGAACAACAAUCCUGAAAGAUUCCUAAAAGAGAAUCAGUACUACGAUAGCCGGGUAGUGGGUAAAUACUGUGAAAAACGUGACCCUCAUCUGGCUUGUAUUGCAUAUGAACGAGGAGAGUGUGAUCGCGAGCUCAUCAAAGUUUGUAACGAGAAUUCCUUGUUUAAGAGUGAAGCUCGUUACUUGGUGAGACGUAAAGACCAGGAGCUGUGGGCCGAAGUUCUAAAUGACACCAAUCCAUUUCGUCGCCAGCUUAUUGACCAAGUUGUACAAACAGCCUUAUCUGAAACCCAGGAUCCUGAGGACAUUUCUGUUACUGUAAAGGCAUUCAUGACUGCAGACUUACCAAAUGAACUCAUUGAACUGUUGGAAAAGAUUGUUUUAGAAAACUCGGCAUUCAGUGACCACAGAAACCUCCAGAAUCUUCUGAUCCUCACAGCAAUCAAAGCCGAUCGAACUCGUGUCAUGGAGUACAUCAAUCGGCUUGAUAAUUACGAUGCUCCUGACAUUGCAAAUAUUGCCAUCGGAAGUGAACUGUUUGAAGAAGCUUUCGCCAUAUUCAAGAAAUUUGACGUGAACACUUCUGCCAUACAGGUACUUAUUGAGCACAUCCAAAACCUCGACAGAGCCUAUGAAUUUGCCGAACGAUGUAACGAGCCUGCAGUUUGGAGUCAAUUAGCUAAAGCACAGUUAGAUCAGGGACUUGUGAAGGAGGCCAUCGAUUCUUUCAUCAAAGCUGGAGAUCCUUCUUCCUACAUGGAUGUUGUCCAGACUGCUCACAAAACAGAAAACUGGGAAGACUUGGUUAGAUUUCUUCAGAUGGCUAGGAAGAAAGCAAGGGAGUCGUACGUAGAGUCAGAAUUGAUCUAUGCCUAUGCCAAAACAAACCGUCUUUCAGACUUAGAAGAAUUUAUUUCGGGGCCAAACCAUGCCGAUAUCCAGAAGAUUGGAGAUCGGUGUUUUGAUGAUGGCCUCUACGAACCUGCCAAGCUGCUGUACAAUAAUGUGUCCAACUUUGCUAGACUAGCCAUUACGUUGGUUCACUUAAAAGAAUUCCAGGGUGCCGUAGACAGUGCUCGCAAAGCAAAUUCUACACGUACUUGGAAAGAGGUGUGUUUUGCAUGUGUGAAUAACGAAGAGUUCCGGCUAGCUCAGAUGUGUGGGCUUCACAUAGUGGUCCACGCUGAUGAACUGGAAGAUCUCAUCAACUACUAUCAAGACAGAGGUUACUUUGAAGAAUUGAUCAGUCUUCUAGAGGCUGCCUUAGGUCUAGAGAGGGCUCACAUGGGAAUGUUCACAGAAUUGGCCAUUCUGUACUCAAAGUUCAAACCUUCUAAGAUGAGAGAACACUUGGAACUUUUCUGGUCUCGAGUAAACAUUCCAAAGGUGAAUCACUUACCAUUGGUGAAAUCUUAUUUGCGCUCAGUCCAGAACCUGAACAAUAAGGCUAUCAAUGAGGCCCUCAAUGGCCUUCUUAUUGAUGAAGAAGACUUUCAAGGCCUCAGAACAUCCAUUGAUGCAUUUGACAACUUUGACAACAUUGCUCUUGCCCAGCGUUUAGAGAAACACGAACUUAUUGAGUUUCGGCGUAUUGCUGCUUACCUGUACAAGGGAAAUAAUCGCUGGAAACAAUCGGUAGAGCUAUGUAAGAAGGACAUGCUCUUUAAGGAUGCCAUGGAAUAUGCAGCAGAGUCUAAGAUGGGUGACAUAGCAGAAGAGCUGCUUGCUUGGUUCCUAGAAGAGAAGAAUUAUGAAUGUUUUGGGGCCUGUUUGUUCCAGUGCUACGAUCUUCUCCAACCUGAUGUGAUUCUCGAACUGGCAUGGCGUCACGGAAUUACCGACUUUGCAAUGCCUUACUUGAUCCAAGUCAUGAGAGAGUACAUCACCAAGGUGGACAAGUUGGAUGAACAAGAAAAUGAAAGAUUAUUAGAGUCAUCUCAAAGUGAACAAAAAAUAUUUUAUGCUCCUGAACCUCAGCUAAUGUUGACUGCUGGCCCGGGCAUGAUGGGACCAGCGUACCAGUCUUACAGCCAGCCCAUGCCAGGCUAUCAGAGCUAUGGCAUGUAAAACCAAUACCACCAGUACAAGAGAACCCACUUCCUUCCAGUUCGAGAAAGAAUGGCCUGCAGGCACAGGACUAAAUUUGAAUGAAUAGAACAUUGCUUUAGGGAAUAGUCUAGUGUUGUACCUCUGUCUCCUAUUUUAUUUUAGUGUUACUUUUGACAGAAAAGGGUGUAAUUUAAAACUUUUUUUUAUAUAUAUAUAUAUAUAAAUUAUUCAGCUAAAAUUUAGCAUUUUCCACUUUCUUUGAUCAGCCCAUUCCUGUGUUUGUAUUAACAUGACAUUAGGUACAUUUUUUUUCUUUUGUUUUUUGUAUGUGUGUAUGGGGAACAGUGAGCAUGAGGAAUACUGUUCACUGAGGCAUUAUUUAAGAUUGAGGGACUGGGGAUAAAGCAAGGAUAUGAAUCUGUAGUUCUAAAUAUUGAUUUUUUUUCUUGAUAACGGAAUUGUUUUCAAACUCUUUCUCAAGGCAUGAAUUGUGCAGUCUUCAUAAUGUUGAGGAAUGACUUAUUUACCAUCAUUUUCAGCAGUUGUAAAAUAUUGUGGAAUAAAACCUUUCAUUCUAGGAAUUAGUAAGAAACCUACGACUUUUUUUGUUGGGGAAGAUGUGUGGGAAUAGUAGUAAAAGGAAUGUACGUUACCUUGAUAUCGUUUUAUUUUUGAAUUUGGUUAAAUGUGAAGUACGAUAAUGUGUCUGGUACCCGUGUUUAACCUAGAAACCAAGAAUUUUUUUAAAUGUUCUUCUAAUAGUACAUGUGUCGUAAACACCCAAGUGAGACGAAACCUAGGUUUAAGAAGUACUCUUAAAGCAGUUCGGAAAAGUUUCAGUAUUGUAUGGUAGAAGUGGUAACUUACUGGUGGUGUUUAGAUUAUCCAAGUUUUCAAGGUUUGGUCAAAAAUGUGUAGAAUAAUGUUUUGAUGGUCCAAAAUGCUGUAGUAGUGAGAAUUUAGUCUUACUGGCUGUAUGUGUACCAAGUAAAGAUUGCAGGCUAAAAACGAUACAAAUCCAAAAGUCACAUUAAUAAAUCAUAAUUCGUUGUUGUUGUUUUUUUGUUUCAAUCACCUCCAUUAAUUAAAUACUAUUAUCUGUCUAUGAACUGUAUUGUUUCAACUUAUUAUCAUUUGGAAAUAUCUAAAUUAGCCCUAAUAAUGUUAUGGGCCUGUCAUAUCGCAGUUACUUUACAAAUGUACCUUUACAACACGAGUUCAUAAGACUAAUAAAAAGGUACUAAAGUUGUAA
Messenger RNA from Limulus polyphemus (Atlantic horseshoe crab), 6255 nucleotides. Its product is annotated as clathrin heavy chain 1-like. The transcript is spliced from 29 exons. Gene Ontology annotation, cellular component: cell cortex; clathrin-coated endocytic vesicle; clathrin complex. The record is from RefSeq and is a predicted model, not a curated record. The coding region runs from base 300 to 5021 and encodes 1573 amino acids. Gene Ontology annotation, molecular function: structural molecule activity; clathrin light chain binding. NCBI's taxonomy places the organism in Eukaryota, Metazoa, Arthropoda, Merostomata, Xiphosura, Limulidae. Gene Ontology annotation, biological process: receptor-mediated endocytosis; intracellular protein transport.